Molecule: messenger RNA, 3761 nt
Organism: Silurus meridionalis
Lineage: Eukaryota; Metazoa; Chordata; Actinopteri; Siluriformes; Siluridae
Product: Fc receptor-like protein 5
Biological process (GO): cell surface receptor signaling pathway
Molecular function (GO): transmembrane signaling receptor activity
Source: RefSeq, a predicted model, not a curated record
AUGGAGCUCCGUCCACUCCGUGUGAUGAUCUUGCUUAUUUCACUGAUCCGAGGUGAACAAACUCAAGCAGUUAAACCAGUUCUGUCUGUGCAGCCGAGUUCACCCCAAAUAUUCAGAGGAGAGAACGUUACACUCACAUGUACAAUUGUAGGACCACUGCACUACUGGUACAGAGAUGAUGUUCACUUUCACACCUCUUUUUCUCAUGUCUACACUAUAAAAAUUGAUCAGAGUCACAAAUAUAGAUGUUCUGGGCUUAAUGGUAAAAUGAAAAGGACACCAUGGAGUGAUGCAGUGACUCUCUCAGUGAUGGAGAGACCAAAAGCUGUUGUCACUCUGAAGUCUGAUGGACAGAUAUUCAGUGGCGAGAAAGUGACUUUCACAUGUGAAAUACAAGAACAUACAGACACUGAGUGGACGUACAACUGGUAUAAAGAUGAUGUCCCGAUUCUGUCUUACAGUGAAAAUGGGAAAUAUGCAUUUACUGCUUUAGAGUCUGACAGCAGUAAAUACAAUUGCAGCGGUCAGAGAAAAAGCGACUCUCAGACCUCAAAGACCAGCAACGCUGUUACACUCACUGUGUCAGAAAAACCUGAACCUGAACUCACAUCAGACCUUAAAGGAGCUGCACUGACAGGAAACUCAGUGACUCUGUACUGUACACUGAAGCUGCAGUCUGCUGGAUGGAAGUUUUACUGGAGCAAAGACACACAGAGACGUGAAACUGAGACUGAAACACACUUCUACACCAUCAGAUCAGUUAGUGUCUCUGAUGGAGGUCAGUACAGGUGCAGAGCUGGAAGAGGAAACCCAGUCUACUAACACUACAGUGAUGCACUCUGGGUAAAUGUUACUGAGAAUCUUAAGCCCGUGGUGAUCAUAAAGCCUGAUAAUCAUGUGUUCAGAGGAGAGACUGUGACUUUCAGAUGUGAAAUACAGAUAGGAGGAGACACUGAGUGGCAGUACAACUGGUAUAAGAAUAAUAACCCAUUAUACCACAAUACACAGGAGUUCAGCCUCAACUCAGUUAUACAUGAAGACAGCGGUAACUACACCUGUAGGGGAUUGAGAAGCAGUGACACUCAGAUAUCAGAGAUCAAUGAUGCUGUUGUACUGACUGUAUCAGAAACAGCAGAGGCAGUAGUCAGUGCAUCUCCACAGAGUUGGCUGACUGAAGGAGACUCAGUUACUCUAAACUGUGAGAUUAAAUCCUCCUCUACAGGCUGGACAUUCAGCUGGUACACAGAUGUUCUAUACAGAGACAGUCAGGGUUCCUACAGGCACAGACCAGAGCUUCUCUCAGACAGCAGCAGAGGAUCUGGAGGCUCCUACACUCUCAGUUCUGUUACUCUGAACCACACAGGAGUUUAUAUGUGCAGAGCAGUGAGAGGAGAACAAGACUAUUACUCACAGUACAGCAAACAACAGCCACUGUGGAUCACUGGUGAAUCUCCUCCAGUGUCUCUGAUCAUCAAUCCCAGCAGAACUCAACACUUUAUUGCUGACUCUCUCUCACUGAGCUGUAAAAACCAGAGCGACUCUACUGGAUGGACAGUGAGAGGAUACACACAAAAUGAGACAUGGUUUGAUUGUUCGCCAGUUUCAGGAUCUACAUGUAACAUCAGCUCCCUCUCUCCAUCACACACUGGAGUUUACUGGUGUCAGUCUGAAUCUGGAGAAUGGAGUAAUCCUGUCAACAUCACAGUGCACAAUGGUGAUGUGAUCCUGGACAGUCCUGUGCAUCCUGUAACUGAGGAACUUCCUCUGACUUUACGCUGUUUAUAUCACAAUACACAGAUCUCAGACUCUGGUAUUGAUUUCUAUAAAGAUGAUUCAGUUCUCCAGAAUCAGACUACAGGAGAGAUGAUCAUCAGUAGUGUGUCAAAGUCAGAUGAAGGUUUCUACCAGUGUAAACACCCAGAGAGAGGAGAGUCACCGAAAAGCUGGAUUUCAGUCAGAGAUCGCUCACAUGCAAAAGCUCCAGGGUCAGUGUUCAGACUGAUCAGCAGUCUAGUGACCGUCUCUGUGUAUCUGCUGCUGUCUGUCAUUGUGGCAGUAAAAUGUUACAGAGCUCAAGUUCAAACUGACGAAGGCAACAUCCACAGCUAAAUACAUUUAAAGAAACUCCAUCUAUAUGAAACAGGAUGUUUCUGCUGUACUAUAUAAUGCUGUAUAUACUUUUUUUGUGGUUGGAGAAAUAAUAUUGUUUAGUUAAUAUAUUACGUAUUUUCUAAAAAACCUUGUUUUUCUGAAGUUAAUGGACCUCCUCAUGUGUAACAGUGGGAAUAAUGCACUUUGUGAACUCAGUAUUAAGGCUUUCUUUACAAAUGCUAGACUCCAUGCAUUUUGUUGCAAUUAACAAUAGAAAAACAGUACAAAACUAUUACUUUCAGGACUCCUUUUUUUAUCUUCACUAAAAAUAGUUUGUAAUGACAUUGGCUGUAUUGGAGGAGUGACAUCGGGGAAGUUCAUUAAUAAAUACACUCUUCAGGACUUUGGCAAACAACUAAUAAUUUGUUUUAGACAAAUGUUUCAGAUUUUGACUUCUCAGUCCAGAGCACCUGCUAACAUUUUUCUGCACUACAGUUCCUAUGUUUUUGUGCAUAGUUGAGUAGCUUAGGCUUCUUGACGGAGCUACAGUAUGGCUUUUUGAACAUAAUUAUUUAAUGAAGACAUCUUCUGGCCAAACCUCUCCAGACAGUACAUGGUUGUACUUGUUUCCCACUGGUUUCCAUCAGUUCUUUGCUGAUGGCAUUGUACGUAAGUAGGCAGUAUGUGUCAUCUACUGCAUUAAGUUUCUUUGGCCAAUCACUGCAUCUAAGGUCCUCAACAUCUGUUUAUUUGUGCUUUAUCAAAAUAGUCUGAACAGCACAUCUUUAAAUCUUUUGUCUGCUUUGAAAUCUGGUGCAAUAUAUCUUGUUGCUGUGCUCAGUCUUUCCAUGGUGUAUGAUCUGUGACAUGAAUAUGUUAUUCACAACCUCACCCUAGUAGUGGAGUUUGGUUGUUCCCGUUUUAAGCCUCCUACACAGCUGUUUCUAUUUCAUUUAAUUAUAUUUGAAUCUAUAUUGUAAUGUAGACUCAGACGCAGGUGCAGUAGAAUCAUAAAGACAGUCUAAAAUAUAAAUGAUGAACAGGUAGUUCAGUCCAUGAGGCAAACAGGUCCAAGGAACCCAAAUAAAGGUGGAUACACAAUAAAUCACUGAACAGCAAAGACAAAACAAUGGCUUGGUAUGCAAUGGAGAAUUACAAUACUUCGCACAGAUAUUAGCAUUACAAUGACUUAAGAAUACUAUAAACAUGAAGUGUCCUUUGAACUUUAUGUGCUCAAGAACCAAUACAGGAUCCCCCACCUUUUAUGUUUGAAAGCAUCUCUUACAAUAUUUUUCACAUCUGCCUAAAACUUGCACUGUAAUAAACAUAAAUUGAUUUUUGUUCUUAUUUACUUAAUGUUGGCUUUUAAACCUGCUUAGUAUUUAAUAAAGGCAAAUCCCUAUUCUACCCAAGGGGAGGUGGCAGUUCAUUAGUUAAGCAUUGAAUGUUGCAUUGAAUGGCCUUGAGUUUAAAUACCAGUGCCUCCAUGCUACCACUGCUGGGCCCAUAAGCAAGGCCUUUAAUCCUCAACUACUCAGUUGUAUAUUGCUCUGGAUAAUAGACUCGGCAAAAUUUAUUUUUAUUGGUAUUUUAUAAUUAAAUACUUUCACUGUUUGUGUGUGUGUUUGUGUGUAGUGCAGCUUCUUGAUGGUCUUCAUCAAGCCAUGAAU